UGCGAGGGGAAGGGAGCUGGCUGCCAGCAUCAUCUCGGGGAGGGAUGUUCGAGAUAUUUACCCUUUCUGCUUUUCUGGAUCAGUAUUAGCCACACCGCCGCCAUGCCGUAGACUAAACGCCGGGCGUUUCGAUGAAGCCUAUCAGGGACUGCAGCAGGGAGGAAGCGGGGUGGCUGUAACCGAGGGAAGAGGAGGAUGUACUGGGCUGCUGGCUUCGCCUCUUCCCGGCCGUGUGUGGUUGAACUGGGGCGGAAUCACAGCCUGCCCCUCGGGCUGUGCGGCUCCGAGCAGCAGCAGUCGUUGUAUGGCUAUAUCAUCGCCUUUCCUUUACAGGACUACGGAAGCAUCAUGUCGGUUUUGGGCUCGGACUCCUGGUGGAAGAAGACCCUGUACAUCACCGGGGGGGCCCUGCUGGCUGCUGCAGCCUACCUGCUGCACGAGCUGCUCGCCAUCAGGAAGGAGCAGGAGUUGGACUCUAAAGACGCCAUCAUCCUCCAUCAAUUUUCCAGGCCAAAGAACGGCGUGCCCAGCCUCUCACCCUUCUGCCUCAAAAUAGAGACGUACCUGCGCAUGGUGGACCUGCCCUACCAGAACUACUUUGAUGGGAGGCUGUCGCCGCAGGGUAAGAUGCCCUGGAUUGAGUACAACCACGAGCAGGUGUCAGGGUCAGAGUUCAUUGUGGACUUCCUGGAGGAGAAGCUGGGAGUGAACCUCAACAAGAACCUCACCCCGCAGGAGGUAGCCGUGUCCCGCGCUGUCACCAAAAUGGUUGAGGAACACCUCUACUGGACAAUAGCCUACUGCCAGUGGGUGGACAACCUGGAGGAAACUCAGAAGCUGCUGGCGAUGAGUGGGCCUCUGAGCGACACGCUGAAGUGGCUGCUGAGCCAUCUGAACGGCGGCAUGGUGCGCAGGGAGAUGUACGGCCACGGCAUCGGACGCUUCUCCAAGGAGGAGGUCUACACGCUGAUGGAGAAGGACAUGAGGACGCUGGCCACUUUACUGGGAGAUAAGAAAUACUUCAUGGGCUCGAAGAUGUCAACAUUAGAUGCUACGGUGUUUGGGCAUCUAGCUCAAGCCAUGUGGACUUUACCUGGAACACGACCAGAGCAACUUAUCAAAGGAGAGCUGAUCAACUUGGCCAUGUUCUGCGAGCGGAUGCGGAGGAGGUUCUGGCCCGAGUGGUUUGUGGAGGUGGAGGAUCUUUAUUACGCCGGAGACAGCGAGAGCAGCAGCGGGGGCACCCCGACAGGCCUGCUGGACUUUGGCCUCUUCUCCAGGACUGACACACUGGACGACAGCGACGGCAGCAGCCGCUCGGCCGGACGCACGCGCGCACACUCUCCUGACUCCGACCGCUCGUUGUUUGAUUCGGACGUGGGCACGGGCUCUGACAAUGAUAUCCAGUUUAAAGAGGAGUCAAUGCCAGACCUGGAAGUUUGACCUUGGCAGACUGAGACUGGCUGGAGGCUGGAACAGUCGGUGCUACAGGCUGCUGUGUGGUUCUGCUUAAUAAAUCUGGCUGGAACAAUGUGUCCAAGCAAUAGGUCGCACACAGCUGAAAGAACUAUUCCAGCUCCUCCACCUGCGAUACCCAGCAUGUUACAACUUCCAAAUGGACAGACUGGGUCUUUAUAUGCAGACAAUGCAAAAUAAACCUUACAAACAUGCAACUGUACAGUCGGUUUCCUCCUGUAUGUCGGAGCUGCCCCCGUGGCAGCUCCUCUUUGCCUUAUUUGUCUCAUCCUAAGAUGCAGAAGCUAGUGCGAAAAGUUAACACAGAGGAGCUAUCUCACGAAGAGCGUGUUGGCGACAGAAGUGUGCUGCAGACAAGACAGGUGGCACUUCACUUGCUAUGAAAUGAUGCAACUAAUCACCACUCUGCCGUGUGUCAUAACGCACAAAACCGUUUAAACAGGUGGAGAUUGAAAAAGGAACAGCUGCCAUGUCUCUGCUGUUAGCCAUCCGUGUGCUGAAGAGUAAACACAGGUGACAUUGAGUGCCAGUCUGUGCAUUAAGUUGACCCAUACGUCAUUUCCUUUUUGCUUCUUGUAUGUGGAAACAGUCCCGUAUCAAAACAAAUAAUUCUGUCUGCGGCCCUACAUCCAAUGCUUAUCAGGCCUGUUGAGCAGAAAUCCAGAGGAAAGAUUUGUGCCUGUUUCAUUUGCUAGUUAUCAUCCUGUUUCUCCUCCAGUAACUAUCUGCCUGCACUUUGUUAUUGUUGAACUUGGAGUCUUUUUUUUUUUUUUUAAUUGAUUCCAAAAUUCUUGUGGUCUUAUGUGAAGAGUUGCAGUUCUUAUAUUUGACCACUAGAUGGCGUCAGCAGUCAGCCUGUUGCCUUCUACAUCAAGGUCACUCCAGCCUAAGGACCUGCAGUACGCAUUUAACACAAGAAAAUUUCCACUUCAUUGCUAAACCUCCCAUUGAUAGGUGACCUGCCAGUGUUGUGUGUGUGUGUGUGUGUGUGAUCGCAUGCACACUUGCAUACUGCAGCGGAGUGCGGCCUCAAAUCAGCCUUAGUGCCUCAGAACAGUAAAAAAAAAAAUGGUUGGAACUUGCAACCUUUUUUGUUCUUUUUUUGUGAUAUAAUUUAUUAUCAGUGCCACUUGAUAUUCUUUCUACAAUAAUUUAUUUGUCAAAUAUAUCUAUUUUUCUUAUUUCUUUUUCUUAUUGCUCUCAAAGAGAGACGUUAAUUUGCACUAGUGGAAAUUUCAUUUCACCUUAUUCAGUGGGAGGAGUCUGCUGUGAAGGCACAGAAUGGGAAGCGAAUGGGAAACACAGAUAGAUGGGAGACGCAGAGCGUCACGAUAAAGAUCAGGCCUGCCAGUGGACUGUGCUGCUUAUGUUGGCUGCGUGCGUAUGAAUGUUACCGGGUGUGAAUGUCAUCAGUGAAGCAGCUGAUAAAGUGUUUGCAGACUGGACUGAGUCAGAAUACCAAAUGAAAGGGAAGCGAGUACAGCUGGUGUAAAAUCUUGAUUAAAAUGUGGACCAAAGUGGUCUGGGGAAGAGUUCGCUUUUGUCUGUCACGUUAAGCUCGCUGAAAGUGCUCGUAAUGGAAAUGUGAUGACUUUAAAAUGACUGUGGUACAUAAAGAAUAAGUGUGACUUGCAUUGAAGGGUCUACACACCCUGAUUAUGAACACUUUUUUUUCUCACUAGUGGUACUAAAUCAUGCAGAUAGUUUUGUUGUGAAUUCUCCAGGCUCGGAGCCUUAGCUGUCUCUCUUCUUAUUCCAUACCUUGAGAUAAUUCCUAAAAAAAUUUAAAAUCUUCAUUCAGUUCACUGGUUUUGGUCAGAGUUGACAAGCUAAAAAGACUAUAGCUAUCAAAUGGUAAAUUAAAUACUUACAGCUGUGCAGAGAACACACUGCAAAACCAAUUUUAUAGGUUACAUUCACAUGUAGCCACAAGUGGCCCAAGUCAGAUUUAUUUGGUUAAAUGCCACUCAUGUUUCUUCACAAAACUGUGAACAGCACAAAUCACCUGGAAACCUACUUUUCUUUCUAUUCUUAUUUGGACUCCUUUCAUAUGCAGUCCUGAAAUACAGAUUUUUUUCUUCUAAUGCAGUUUCAGUCUGAACUGUCAGACUAGCAUCAGAAUCCAACCACUCUUGGCUCCAUCACUGCCUCCACACCUCUAUAAAGAGCUAGAAGCUAUUGUACGUCUCUCUUUCUCUUGGCCCUUGCCAAUAUGCUGGCCACUGCGGCACAUCAACGCUGCAUGUGACGCUGUUUCCUUGCACAUGCAGGUCAGUGUGCCUGAUAUUGGCUAAAAGAAUAAUGCAAACAGAUAACAAAACCAAACCAAACCAAAAAAAAGUAUCUGAUCCGAGGAAGAAACCAGAACUGAGCCCUGCAAGCCGUGGGGCCUGUGUCCUCAGCAGAAGUAGUUCCAGUGGAAAUUUUUGUGACAGAGUCUGUCACAAAAACCACUGACUUGUGAAUCAUUCAUUGAAUUUGAAUAUAUUUCUGUUAAUAUUAAAUAUGAAAGCUGAUUAGAUGACCUUUGAGUUGUACGUUUUUUACUGUAGCUUCAAUGCGCUGAAAAAGUGAGGGCCUUUUUGAGCAACUGCCAGGGAUGCUUCUGCAGAAUUAUUUAAAGCCGCUAGUAACUUUUUUCUUUUAUAAUUAAGAAUGGCUCAAAUUAUAUCUGUAAUGUGAAAGGAGUUGCGUGUAGGAACGAUCCCCAGACUAUGCAGUUUCCCUCAGAUCUACAAAGAGGAACGGCAUCUUUCAAAUGACUGUUUGGUUGUACAGGCUUGCAACUUAACUGCUUUUUGCCAAGUCUCACUGCUCUCAUUAGUGUCACUUUCAGAAGCAGCUGGCAGCUUUUUAGCUCUAGACAAACUGCUUAGCACCAUAUGACACUAAUAAUGAUGGCAACUUGUUGGUGAUUAUAAUAGGGCUGAUUUAGCAACUAAAGAGCGAAAAUUUCCUACAGAAGUUGGAGACCAAACCAGCAAUCAAUUCACGUGAAUAUUGCACUUAAAUCAGACGGCCAGAAACACCAAAAUGAACAACAAUGCUCCAAAUCUGUUUGAUGAGCAAGUGUUUGCUCACAGAUUCACUAUAUGACUAUUUACAGUGUGACAAUGUAUCACUGUUGUGUUUAAUCAGUUCUGUUGCACUCAACUGACAAAAAAAGUAAAACACUGGCCCAACCUUAAGGAGAGGAUAGAAAAUAAGGUUUAUUUAAAAACAAUGAAGUGAAGUGAGCACAAUAGUCCCCUUUAAAUAAGAAAGAAAAUCCAUUAAUUUCAUUGUAUUGAAGUAAAAGUGGAUAUCUCAAAACCUGAUCAAGGAAAACCAGAACUAUCCACAUGUCUGUGUACCAUCUGAGGAGGUGAUUUUAUGCUUUUUGUUGUUGUUUCGGGGGAAGAAUCCCGGGUAGGUGAGUUAGUGUCCAAAGGCCAGAGAUGGACGGGACUCAGCAGAAACAACCUUCUUCCAUCAUGUCGUCCUGUGGUUUGUAUUCCGACCUGACCUGCACCGGCCUGGGUUGUGUACUUCUCAGUCACCUCAUCCAGUCUGGGCAUUAUAUACAGUACAGUUGGACUGCAUCAAUCAAGCCAUAUUAAAUCUAGAUGUCUUGUUAUUGGAACCAUGUCAUAGCGUUGCUGCUGGUAUAAUGUAAAUAUUGUAUGUGUGACAAAGUGUACCAAACUGUGUGUAGAGCUGACUGACUGAUCAAACUACCUGUGGCUGUGCAGUCAUACAAACUGGGGCGACUGGAUGAUUUCAAUAAAGAAUAGCU
Archocentrus centrarchus (flier cichlid) is the source of this 5251-nucleotide messenger RNA. It is a transcript of the gene faxcb, whose product is annotated as failed axon connections homolog, metaxin like GST domain containing b. NCBI's taxonomy places the organism in Eukaryota, Metazoa, Chordata, Actinopteri, Cichliformes, Cichlidae. Bases 196 to 1443 code for a protein of 415 amino acids. The transcript is spliced from 6 exons. Gene Ontology annotation, cellular component: cytoplasm. The record is from RefSeq and is a predicted model, not a curated record.